Molecule: messenger RNA, 1497 nt
Organism: Mesorhabditis belari
Lineage: Eukaryota; Metazoa; Nematoda; Chromadorea; Rhabditida; Rhabditidae
Source: the annotation of a GenBank genome assembly
AUGGUGCUCGAACGUGUGCCCGUGUAUGAUGCAGCUGUCGAUGUUGCCCCACUCGCUGCCCCACUUCGAUUUCGAUGUGGAAAGAUGACUCUGAAUCGAACACUCAAAACUGCAAUGACAGAGAAAUUGGCCACAUUCUCGGAUGACUUGACUGAAAGAGGAGUUCCGACCUGGCAACUCGUGAAUCUCUAUGAGAAGUUUGGACACGGUGGAUGGGGGAUCAUUUCAACGGGGAAUAUCAUGACUCAUCCAACCAAUUUGGAAGCAGCUGGGAAUAUUGUGAUCUGCAAGGAGAACUAUUCACCCGAUCUUGUCGCAAUGCUGAGAGAAAUGGCCGAAGCUGGGAAAUCGACUGGAUCGUUGAUGAUCGGACAGCUUGGAAAUGCUGGCCGGCAAACCCCUUAUGCAAUCAAUCCGAGUCCAAUGUCUGCCUCAAAUGUUCAAUUGGUCUUUCCACCGGGUACUGGAAUGAGAUUCGGGCUUCCAGUGGAGUUGACAAGAGAUCAGAUCAAAACCGAGGUCAUCGAUCGUUUCGUCUUUGCCGCAAAGGCUCUCAAAGCUGCUGGUUUUGAUGGCAUUCAAUUACACGCAGCUCAUGGCUAUCUCCUCUCACAAUUUUUGUCUCCAACAACAAAUCAGAGAAACGAUGAUUAUGGUGGAUCGGUUGAAAAUCGUUUCCGAAUCAUUCAGGAAAUAUUCUUGGCUAUUAGAGAAUCGAUUCCACCAGAGAAUAAAUUCAUCGUUGCCAUCAAAUUCAACUCGGUCGAGUUCCAAAAGGGUGGCCUUUCCAUGUACGACGCAAAGGAAAUGAGCAAGCGGAUUGAGGCUCUCGGCUUUGAUUUCAUUGAAAUGUCUGGUGGAACCUAUGAGCACAUUGAAAUGCAUCACUCGCGCGACUCGACGAGACAACGUGAAGCUUUCUUCUUGGAGUUCACUGAUGAGCUCCGUCCCAUCUUCAAGCGAACAAAAAUGUAUGUGACUGGCGGUUUCCGCACCGCUUGGGGAAUGGUUCGCGCGAUUGAUGAGCAAGCUUGUGACGGAGUUGGAGUGGCUAGGCCGGCUGCCGCUGAACCGGAUUUUGCUCGGAAAAUUCUUGAAGGAGAGAUCCUCUCAGCGGCUGACUCAAAACUCGAUCCAACCAACUUCAUUCUAGCUAUGAUUGCCGCAAACACUCAAAUGGCUCAAGCCGGGUGGACAUCAGUGAAGGACUGUCACGGAAAACUUUGCCAUGACAUCGUCGAUCUUAGCGACGAGAAAGUUUUUACCAAAUACAUGGAAGCAGCCGCCACUUACAUCGGAGAGGUCGUUCAAGCCACGGAUAAUGGCAAAGUGAUGGCGAAAGUGUUCGAGUUCAAAGAGUUGGAGACAAAAGAACUCGAUCUUUUGGGUGAUGAAUCGAAGGUUUUCAAGCUGAUUGGUGCCGUUUUAGUGAAGGUUGAACUUGCCGAAGCUAGGAGUCAAGUAGAGAAACGACUGGAAUAUAUUCAAGGAGAGACG